This is a messenger RNA of Cryptosporidium muris RN66, 432 nucleotides long. Its product is annotated as HIT domain-containing protein. The transcript has a single exon. Gene Ontology annotation, biological process: purine ribonucleotide metabolic process; sulfur compound metabolic process. The record is from RefSeq and is a predicted model, not a curated record. Gene Ontology annotation, molecular function: adenylylsulfatase activity. Lineage: Eukaryota; Apicomplexa; Conoidasida; Eucoccidiorida; Cryptosporidiidae. Bases 1 to 432 code for a protein of 143 amino acids.
AUGUCUAACUACGACGAACAAAAUGUCUUUGCAAAGAUUUUGAGGAGUGAAAUACCUAGUUAUCAAGUUUAUGAAGAUGAGAAUUGUCUAGCCUUUCUUGAUGCAUUCCCAGUAGUAAUGGGUCAUACAAUUCUGAUACCAAAAACUAAAUGUAUAAAUAUACUUGACACUUCUGAAGAUGUAGCAUCCAAGGUACUAAGUAAGCUACCAAUAAUAGCUGAGGCAGUUAAAAAAGCUACUGGUGCCACAGGAAUUAAUAUUAUUUCAAAUGCUGGUGGCGAUGCAGGACAGGCUGUCUUUCAUACACAUUUCCACAUAAUUCCAAGAUUUUCAGAGGACAAUUUGUUGGCUUUUCCAAAAAGUAUCGGUACGAUAAAUAUUGAAGAGGCUAGUCACAUUCAAAAACUCAUAAAGUCAAAUUUAAAUGUAUAA